This is a messenger RNA of Mytilus trossulus (common blue mussel), 1867 nucleotides long. RefSeq lists its product as uncharacterized. The record is from RefSeq and is a predicted model, not a curated record. The transcript is spliced from 3 exons. Gene Ontology annotation, molecular function: GTP binding. Bases 41 to 1648 code for a protein of 535 amino acids. Lineage: Eukaryota; Metazoa; Mollusca; Bivalvia; Mytilida; Mytilidae.
UGUCACGUCAUACUUUUUGUAAUGAGUUAGACAAUACAACAUGUCUGAGUGGGAAUGUUCGGUUUGUACUUUGUUAAAUAAAGAAACUGAUGAUAUGUGUUCUGCUUGUAGUCUUAGAAAGCAUAAUGCUGUAUUAAAAUAUCCUCCGUAUACAAGUAUGGAUCACUAUGGUGCAAGUUCCAAACUUACAUAUACAGAUGCGGUGAAAUCUGAAUUAAAAGACACCUCGGCAGAUCCUGUAACUGACAAUGAUUGGACUUGCAGUGACUGUACCUUUCACAAUUCUGAAUCAACAAAGUGUGCAAUGUGUGAAAUCUCAAAAACCGAUUCACUUCGAAAAUCCAGGACACCAGUGAAAAAAUCAUACAAUCGUCAAGAACAAAACAUACCUCGUGGCUAUGCAACAGCGAGCAGAUCCAUGAGUCAGAAUGACAUAGAAGCAGAUUAUGUUAAAGGCGGCGGAGAAGUAAGAAUAGUGUUAUUAGGUCGCACCGGAAGUGGAAAGAGUGCUACUGGUAAUACAAUUCUAGGGGGAAACAAGUUUAUAGCAAUGGUCUCGGGAACAUCGGUGACUGCCAACUGUAGCAGGGGAGAAUGUUAUCGCGGUAAUAGACUUCUAUUAGUCGUUGACACACCUGGAUUAUUUGAUACAAAACAUUUAAAUGAUGAAAUCAAAAAUGAGAUAAGCAAAUGUGUUGGUAUGACGUCACCUGGUCCUCACGCUGUUCUUCUCGUCAUCGCAAUUGGACGGUAUACUAAAGAGGAACAGGAUACAGUCGAACAUUUUAUACAGCAUUUUGGCCAUGAAAUCAUCAGAUAUAUGAUGAUAGUCUUUACUCGUGAAGAUCGUUUGAAACAAGAACAGAGGACAAUUGAAGAGUUUCUAGAAACUGCUCCAUCUACACUAAAAGAGAUCGUAAGCAAAUGUGAGAAUAGAUAUAUUUGUGUAAAUAACCUUGCAAAUGAAUCUGAGAAAGGGAGAAAAGUGGAUGACCUUAUAACAAAAAUCGACGCCAUGGUUGCCGAAAAUGGCGGAAAUUGUUAUACUAAUGAGAUGUAUGCUGCUGCAGAAGAAAUAGUAACGCAAAGUAUGCAACGGAAAGAGAUGGAAUUGUCCCUGAACCAUAUGUCUUCAGAAUUUGAACAGGACAUUCAUGCUCUGACAGGUGAAAAGUCCAAACUAGAAGAUACCAUGACGAAAAUGCGAUUCGAAAAAGAUCAUUCUGAGGAGGAAAAGAAGAUUUUACAGAUGAAAAUGGUACGACUUCAGCAACAAAAGGAGAUUAGCAAAGGAGAGAUGGGCGAGGAAAAGAAACGACAAUUAACUUUGAAAAUCGCAGAACUUCGCAAAAGUGAAGUUCGCCUUAGUCAGCAGCUACAACGAGAAGAACGUAAACGACUCUUGAUGCUCUCCGAUUUAGAAAAAGCCAAUUACGAAAUCAAAGAAAAACAAAACGAAAUUAAGAAAGGAUUCUCUAGGUGUUAUAGACGACGAGGACAUAUUGAUGAACAUUCUUUACGACAACAAGUACGCGAUGAUAUUGAAAACAAAUCACCAAACAUUUUUACUGAACUGUUGAAGUCAAUUAAGAACGUCGGAAGAAAAUUUCUUAGCCGCGCCAUCAAACUUUUUACAAAACAACUGUAAUAAAAACGAUAUACAUACUUGAAGGAUAUAAAUAAACUUAAACAAUUGCAACUCUUCUUACUUAGCAUUGAAUUUUAUUAAAAUAUGAAUGCACUUAAAACAACAGCAUAGUAUGUUAGGCAUACAAUGCUUGGCUGAACGAACAUGUAUAAUUUAUACCUAUACUACAUAGUAUGGUAUAUAUUUGCCAAUAAUGUCCCGUCACUUAUCCGGUUGAAA